Messenger RNA from Cladophialophora immunda, 1688 nucleotides. RefSeq lists its product as uncharacterized. The coding region runs from base 472 to 1365 and encodes 297 amino acids. Lineage: Eukaryota; Fungi; Ascomycota; Eurotiomycetes; Chaetothyriales; Herpotrichiellaceae. Gene Ontology annotation, cellular component: plasma membrane. Gene Ontology annotation, molecular function: acetate transmembrane transporter activity. The transcript has 4 exons. The record is from RefSeq and is a predicted model, not a curated record.
CACCAGCCCACCCCCUUCCCAACAGCUGUCUGUCCACUCCCCGGCCGCGAUCCAGUGCCUUAGUCUUGUUUCAACCGUUCCAUGGAGUCUUUGCAAAACGUCGGUCCACCAGAAACGCAAUGCCGUGAACAGACACGAGAAAAAACUUCCUCCCCGCCGAUUCCGACAACUGGCCAGUGGCCACAGCCCUCCUGCUUCCCCCUGCCCUCCAUUCCCCAGAAGACCCUAGCUUUGACUGCCUCCGGGGUGUCCUGUGCUGGGACGCGCGAUCCCAGAGCAAUACAUAAACACUCGUAGAUCCCCUUCUCACGACGGACCCUUCUCUCCCUUCCCAUCCCCCCUUGCCGGCUCUUUCAGUGUGCCUUUGGUGACCUAGUUCGUUGCAAAGUGCAUCCAUUCGAGUAGCUACACUACGUCGUACUCUUAACCUGUCGAAAACAUCCUCCUGCCCCCUCCAAAGCUCCAUUCACCAUGGCCACCAACACCGAACAUAACGCUGUCAACUCAGCAGUCAACGGCGACACCUCGACCCAUGCCCAGGACUUCGAAAAAGCCACACGAGGAAUGAGCCACGAAGAGAAGACGGCGGCUCAAAACGCCGCUCGCUUCGGAUAUGGUCCUUUGGCUCAUAUGCGAACAAACUUGGAUGCCACGCUGCCCGCCUUCGGUGGUGAAUUCCAACCCGGUCUCUACAGAGGCGUCGAGAAGCGCAAGUUCGCCAACCCGGCUCCUCUGGGCUUGUGCGCUUUCGCCUUGACCACCUUCGUCCUCAGCUUGAUCAACCUGGGAACCCGAAAUAUCAAAGUCCCGGCCAUUGUCAUCUCUCUCGCCUUUGGUUAUGGUGGUCUCGUGCAGCUCCUGGCUGGCAUGUGGGAAAUGGCAGUCGGCAACACCUUCGGUGCUACCGCGUUGUCCUCCUAUGGCGGUUUCUGGAUCUCCUUUGCCAUCAUCCUCACUCCCGGUGGCUUCGAGAUUGAAGCGACCAUUACAGAGCAGCAGAGCACCAAGGCUCUGUUUGACUGCCUAGGCUUCUACUUGAUGGGCUGGUUCAUCUUCACCUUCCUCCUCCUCAUCUGCACCCUCAAGUCUACCGUGGCCUUCUUCCUCCUGUUCUUCACCCUGGAUCUGGCAUUCUUGAUGUUGGGCUGCUCCUACCUGGUUCUCGAGAACGGCGCUCCUCACACCGGCCUGACCCGUGCAGGUGGUGCUUUUGGCAUCCUGGCCGCCUUUUUGGCCUGGUACAAUGCCCUCGCCGGUAUCGCCGACACCUCGAACAGCUUCUUCAUCGUCCCCGUCCUCCACUUCCCCUGGUCGGAGAAGGGCAGAGCAGCUCGCACCGAGGACAAGACCGACAGCUCCGUGUAGGCGACCUGCACGAUUGGCUGACGCGCGUCGAAAACAUCGCCGCAUUCGAUAAUUCCAGCGCACACUACAUACGUGGAGGGAACGCGCAAAACUACUCGAAGAAAUAUGUCUUUUGUCUAUCACAGAAUAUGACGCCGCCGGAGAGGCAUGGAUCAAUCACACUGGGGGAGGUGCGGUGCUGUACGGAGCUGGGAAUCGGCAAAGCAAUACUACGUCUCUUUGGAUACCCCAAUCUGCGUUGCUUGGUUCUGGACAGUUCUGCUCUAAAAAAAACUUUCCAUCGUUUUGGCUAAUACACUAUAAUGCUAUGUUCCUUGCCUUCA